Olea europaea var. sylvestris is the source of this 1381-nucleotide messenger RNA. RefSeq lists its product as uncharacterized. NCBI's taxonomy places the organism in Eukaryota, Viridiplantae, Streptophyta, Magnoliopsida, Lamiales, Oleaceae. Gene Ontology annotation, cellular component: cytoplasm. The record is from RefSeq and is a predicted model, not a curated record. The transcript has 6 exons. Gene Ontology annotation, molecular function: isomerase activity. Gene Ontology annotation, biological process: biosynthetic process. The coding region runs from base 121 to 1038 and encodes 305 amino acids.
UACCUUUCUAUAUUUUACACCCAUUUUGUUGACCAGAUAUGGAUGUAGAUACACUGCCCACCUAUAAAUUCUAUUUUUUGAAGUCAGUAAGACCAAUAAUCUUCUUCUUCACCUUACACUAUGGCCAAGAAGCCCGUGAAGUACUGUGUGGUCGAUGCAUUUACUGACGAGGCAUUCAAGGGGAACCCGGCAGCAGUGUGCUUGCUGGAGGAGGAGAGAGAUGAAGAGUGGUUACAAGCGGUGGCGCGUGAGUUUAAUCUAUCUGAGACUUGCUAUUUGACUCGGCUCACUGACUCACCUGAGUCUACAAAUGACUCGGGCAAUGCCCUUUCCAUCCCCAGGUUUCAUCUUCGCUGGUUCACUCCUGUUGCUGAGGUCAAACUUUGCGGACAUGCAACAUUAGCAGCAUCCCACUUUCUCUUUACUUUUGGUUUGGUGAAUGCUGAUGUGAUCGAGUUCUCAACACUGUCGGGGAUAUUGACUGCAAAGAGAAUACAUGACAUUAAGGUUUCAGAUUCAUCCCACUUUCAGAAUGGUGAUGCGUCUGAGACCUGGCUCAUUGAACUAAACUUUCCUGUUGUCCCAAUAAUGGAAUAUGAUUACGCGACUGAUGUUUCAGAAAUUUCUAAAAGCUUGAAUGGUGCUUCUGUGGUGGAGAUCAAGAAGACCUCUACUGACCUCCUUGUUGUGCUGCCGUCAGGGAAUGCAGUUGCAGAAGUAGAACCACAAUUUGACGAGAUAAAAAAUUGUCCUGGUAGAGGAAUUAUAAUUACAGGACCUGCUCCUGCUGGUUCGGGAUUUGACUUCUUUAGUCGCUUUUUCUGCCCAAAACUAGGUAUCAAUGAGGAUCCUGUUUGUGGAAGUGCACAUUGUGCUUUGGUGCACUACUGGAGCAAAAAGCUUGGAAAAUGUGAUUUUGUAGCAUAUCAGGCAUCACCAAGAAGUGGCGUGCUAAAUCUGCAUCUUGAUGAGAAGAAUCAGAGAGUUUUACUUCGAGGAAAGGCCAACAUGGUGAUGGAAGGUUCUGUCCUGGUUUGAACGAGAAGUUGUACUUCAAUAUUGAAUAAUUGAUUCAAAAUGCAUGACAUUGUCAAUUAAGUUGUCGCCUCUAGUGACUUCCGAAUAAAGAUUUUAGGCGUUUCCUCGUACAGUACAUUGUAAAAUUUACAUUUUACUCACGUUAUAUAUUAUAUGCUGAAAUUCUAUAGUUUGUCCUACUUAUACUGAUGUCACUGAUGUCUUCAAUCGGAUUGUAAAUCUCAGAUAAGGCUUGUAUGUUGUUAUUUUAUUGGAUAUUGUAGUGUAGUUAUUGGAGGUGAACGGUGACACUUGUCGCUAUACUCCAUGUCCAAGGGAAUGGGAUGGCUCAUAAGUUUGCCUU